This is a messenger RNA of Candida dubliniensis CD36, 6501 nucleotides long. RefSeq lists its product as uncharacterized. The transcript has a single exon. The record is from RefSeq and is a predicted model, not a curated record. Gene Ontology annotation, cellular component: ER to Golgi transport vesicle membrane; endoplasmic reticulum exit site. Lineage: Eukaryota; Fungi; Ascomycota; Pichiomycetes; Serinales; Debaryomycetaceae. Gene Ontology annotation, biological process: Golgi organization; COPII vesicle coat assembly; autophagy. Bases 1 to 6501 code for a protein of 2166 amino acids.
AUGUCAGAAUCAAGUAAUGAAAAUAUCCUUGAAAGUCAGGAACUGGCACUGCAAGUAACUAAUGACAAGACUGUGACUAAUGACAGCCAUGAUUUGUUUGGUGAUGACGAUCAAAACACAUCGAAUCAACAGGACGAUUUUUUCUCCAAUAUACAACACCCAGAUCAACCAGAUCAACCAGAUCAACCAGAUCAACCAGUGAUUGUGACCGAUGAUGGUGUAGAAACCGUUCAUAAACCAAAUGAAGAGGAACUGCCACAAGAAAUACCGCUUGAACAAGAGCAAAUACUGCUGCAACAACCACAACAAGAAAAUGUGAUUGAUGAUUUGUUCGGUAGUAGCACCCAUGAUGAUGAUUUCUUCAGUAAUCACAAUCAAGAUGGUCUCAACAGUGUUGAAAUAAAAUCAGAAGAAAAUAUAGAGGUACCGGUAGAGCCAGUUUCUGAACAACGUCAAGAUUUACAACCCCAGACAGCAACAAUUCCCAUUGACAGCAAAGAAGAAGAUCCUGUUGUUGAAAGUCUAACUAACGAAACAGAUGUUAUUCAUCAUGAUCAAGAGUCAACGAAUAAAGCUGUUGGUAUUUCUAGUGAGCUGGAAUUAACUGAAGAAAAAUCAAUAGUGGAGAAAGAACAAUCAAUUGUCGAAGAUAUACCUGGCGUCGCUAAUCAAUCACCUGGGGCCAAGACUUUACCGACAGAACAGAUUAAUCAUAUUGAUGAAUCUGAAGCAACUGCACCAAAUGCUGAACAGUCGCACAAUAGCUCCAAAUUAGAUCAAUUAUUCACCGAAUCAAAUGAAGGCGAUUUCUUUGAAAGCAUUUCUAAAGAUAAUUUGGAGCAAAACGCAUCCGAGACAAAUCAAAAACUUGAAGAUCUUUUUGUUGGCUCUGCAAACAAAGAUGGCGAAGAUCUUGGUUUUCUUCAACAAUCACAACCUCACGUUACAGAUGCAAAGUCAAAUGAUCCAAUUUCUGAAGCAGUUGUAGCUACUGGAUCGGCCAAUUUAGAUUUAUUUGGUGACGAUGAUACGAAUUUCCUUGAAGAAUUAAAUCCAAAGGAACAUCAACAGCAGGAAGAAGUGAAGCUAUCAUCAGCCACAACUGUUAAUGCAGAGGAUAAAUUAGCAGCUUUAGAUUUAGAUGACGAUUUAUUAUUAGAUGAUGAUUUUUUGGAAGAAGGUUCGGCACCGCCAAAAGUUGAAAGUUCUUUACCAGAAACCAAGCCAAUAAAACACCACUAUUCGUACAUUCCUAGUAGCCAUUCUACCAAUCAGAAAUCUGUAUAUGCGCCACCACAAGUUUCUGGAGUUGAUAAAAAUGAAUUUAUUAAAAACUUGGAACAAUCUAAGAAAAAACAUGAUGCAUAUGAUUUCCCAGAUACAUUAUUGGUAAACAAGUCAAGACCGGCUGCUAGACAUGCACCUUCAUCAAACAAAUAUGGUCCAGCAUCUGUAUCACAAACGAGUAUCCCAUCUAUCUCCUCAACAAGCACUUUGCCACCUGCAAGAGAUAUAAAACCUAGCUCACUGGCACCAGCAGCACCUACAGGGGCACCUCCAACUAGUGCAAGCAUUUUAAAAGUUACAAAGAAAUCAUUUUUUGAAGAUUUUCCAGACGAAGAAGAAAUUCCUAAACCUAAACGUGCAGGCCGAGCAGCUGCGCCAGUUAAGGCGGUGAAUCAAAUUCAUUCACCACAAGUUUUGAAUCAGCAGGUACAACAACAAAAACAACAGCAGCAGCAGAGUCAACAGAAUACAGCACCACCCCCACCUUCGAAAACCAACAAACAGCCUCCUGUCAAUCCGUAUAUGCCAAAAUCUGGUACAUCACCAAUCUUACAACAGCAAACCCCUGUUGUACAUAAAAGCGGUAUUGCUGCUCCAAAUGUGAAUGUCCCAAAUUCAAACGCUUAUGCUCCUCAAUUAAAUUCAUUUGCAUUUCCACCACAUCAACCGAACCAGAAGACUAAUGAUUAUUCCCCACAGUUGCAAUCUUCUGCUGCUGCUGCUGCUGCUCCACCACCACCUACUAGCUUGCAGCCAUUUCCUCUCAUUGGUCAAUCGCAAUCGGCACCAGUUCAUCACAAUCGUCAACCAUCCAACUCAAUUAACACUAAUGUUAAUAAAGUGCCAUCAAUUAACAGUCCAUAUGUUCCUAAUGCUGGGCCAUAUGCCCCACUGACUCACCACAGAUCUCAUUCAAGAGCUAGUUCAUUGGUUGGGGGUAAAGGCAAAGAAAUAAAUCCUUAUGCUCCUGCAUUAGAGACGGUAGCCAGUGGCGAUAUUGGUCAACAACAACAGCAGCACCAGCAACAACAACAACAACAACAACAACAACAACACCUUUCACCAGCAACUGCGGUUUUACCACCAGCCAGAGCUCGUGGAUUUUCCAACUCAAAAAGUAAUAUCUAUAAAUCUGCUCCAAAAGUUGUCAACCCUGAGCAAUUGGUUUUCAGACAGUACCCGAUUUUUAGUUUUAGUAUCAAUUCCAAUUGUUCCAUGAUUAUUCCAAAUACAGGGUAUAAUCAAGGAACAAGUAUUAAUAUUGGACCAAUUUCUAAUUUAUUGAAAGAUAAAGAUAUAUAUGCCACUUUCCCUGGUCCUUUAUCUAAGAACAAAACUAAGAAAAAAGACGUUGAAAAAUGGUUAGAACUGUCAUCCGGCUAUUUACGAAGUUUAGGGAAAAAUGAUGAAUUUAUUUUAAAUGAUAUUUUGUUACAAUUGAUUAAAUAUGAUGGUGAUGUGAAAAAUAAAGAAUUUUUAAGAUCUGCAUGUCUGAUUCUUAACCCUAAUGUCAAUUUUGAUGUUAAUAAUUUUCCAACGUCUGGGUUGACUAUUGGAGCUACAAAUGCUCAUAAAUUGGAUAAUUCAGGUGUCAAUACUGUAUUCACUUUAAUUCAAUCAGGGAAUUUAGAAAAAGCAUUGGAAUAUUGUGUAUCUCGUGGUGAUUGGGCAUUAGCAUUAAUUAUUAGUGGUCCGGAAAACUUUAGCAAGAUUGCUGCUGAAUAUGCUAGAAAUACAUUCCCAUUUGCUAAAACAAACAAUAAAGUAUUACAUAUAAUGCCAAUUAUUUUGAAAGUUCUUGGUGGUAAUGUUUCUAGUGUUAUUGAAGAUUUAACAGCAGUUGUAAAUGAAGGAGAAUAUGCUAAUUUGCAUUGGAGAGAAAUCAUUUCAACAAUUGCAAUUUGUGGAUCAUUAAAGGCAAUUGAAUUUUUAAUUGAAUUUGGGAAAUUUUUGAAUAAACAAGGUAAUUUUAUUGGUAGUGAGAUUGCUUAUAUUAUGGCAGGAUUACCAUUUGGUCAUCAGAAUUUUAUGGUGUUGGCAUCUGGUCAUAAUUCCAUGUAUACUGAAGUUUAUGAAUAUGCAUUAAAUUUACACAAGACAAUGCAUUUCCCACAUUUAUUGUCGUUAAAGUUGAAACAUGCAUUAACUUUGGCAGAUUAUGGAUUAAUUAAUGAAUCACAAAAGUAUAUUGAUCAUAUUAAUUCUAGUAUUAAGACCUUGGGUAAUAAAUCACCUUUUGUCACACCUAAUUUACUUCAUGAAUUUCAAAAUUUGAUUAUGAGAAUAACUGAAGCUGGAUCUGGUGACGAUCAAAAUAAUUGGUUCUCGGGUAAGAUUAGUAGAGUUAAUCUUGAUAAGAUUUGGGGACAAAUUGAUAAAUUUAUUGUUGGUGGUGAUGAACUGAAAAAUGGCAACAAUAAUGAUGGCAAUACAAGUGGCAAUGCAAGUGGUAGUGUUUUCAACAAAUUCAGUCCUUCAGUGUCGAGAAAUGCUUCUAGUGUGAAUCUACAUAAUUAUUCACAGCCUUCAAUGAUUAGACAGCCAUUACAUGCACCAUAUCAACCACAACCACUAUCACAAUUACAACAACCACAACAACAGCAACAAUUAUUGGAUCAAGUUUAUAUUGAAAGAAAACCAACAACUGGGUUUACUCCACAACCACCACCAUUAGUUGGUCAUCCAUCUACGACAUCAGUAAAUAAAUACUCUCCAAGUGUUAAAUCAAGUCCUCGUCAAGCACAACAGAAUAAGUUUGAAAAAUAUGCUCCAAGUACUAAUUCAUCUCAUCAUAAUCUUAGUCUUGUUGAAGAAAGAACGUCUGCCGUUACUAGUGCUGAUGGUCCUGAACAUCCUCCUAACCAUUCUAACCACCAACAAAGUAUCAAUGCAUCAGCAAUACCUGUACCACUCCCAUUCCCACCACCAACACCCACACCGACACCUCCAGUGGGUGUGACACGCCAUACAUCUAGGUCUCCACGUAAUCAUCAUCAACUGCAUCAACCAUCAGCAUUACCACCACAACAUCCACAACAUGUACAACCAGUUAGGGAUCGAUCUCCAUUAGCAACACGAGUUUAUCCUUAUAGCAAUAGUGUUGGAGGACAAUUUUCUACUACAUCAAUUGGUUCUAUUCCUAGUCAAAUACCACUUGGUGGACAGACUCAGACUCAGACUCAGACUCAGACUCAUGGGAAACAACCUUCAAUUUCAAGUGUCAUUUCUGGGGAUAGUAUUGCAGCAAUUGGUUUAGGAGAACAAGAGAAUGUUUUGCCUCCCUCAACUGGACAAAUAGGACAAACUGGACAAGCAGGACAAACAGGUUCGAGUCAAGUAAACAAAAAUGAAGAGAGUUAUGAAUUUGGGGAUGAUCAUCAUUAUGGUCAUCAUGAUCAACCUGAAACCAUUAAGGAAUCUCCAGAAUUAAGAGGAUUACAACAAUCACUGACUAAUGAAGCGCCAAUUACUAAAGACAUUACCGACGAUGUAGUAGAGUUAAAUAAUCCUAUGGUAUCAGAAACUUCACACAGUCCAGAAAAAGAAACAGACAAGUCAAGUAGUAUAGUUCCAAUUGCUCCUCCAAGAAAAUCAAAAUCUUCUAGAUCUAAUCCAUAUGCUCCAACCACAGAUAAUGAAGCUAUUAAUGAUACGAAAUCAUCUACAGUAUUGACACCUGGUGUUGACAAGCUCAAUGUCAAAAAAUCAAAAUCAGGAUCAAGAACAAGAACAAGAACAAAUAAAUAUGGACCACCAUCAGAGGUUAAUAAUAAUCAAUCCACAAUUGAUAUUUCACCACCAUCUGUUACUAAUAAUGUUGGUAAUGAAGAUUCUAUUGAUAUGUUUUCUUAUGGUGGAUAUCAAAAUGAUUCUAAUCCACAAAUGAAACAAUCAUCACAAUCAUCAGAAUUUAAUCAAAGUGUAGGUACUUCUGUAAAUAUACCACCACCAUUACAACCACAAUUGGCGGUUCCAGAAAGAGUUCCAACUAAGAAUAUUACUAAUAUUGAUGAUAGUUUUGAUGAAAGUAGUUUGGUAGCAGAUACAUCAAUAAACUAUACUACUACUAAUAAUAAUAAUAAUAAUAAUAAUAAUGAUAGUAGUAGUAGUAGUAUGAUAAAUAAACCAUAUGGACAUACAAAUAUUGGAUCAGGAUCAGUUAAUCUGACACCAUUAAUUUUGAAUCAAGGUAAUACAAAUAUGAAAUUAUCAAAUAUUAGUACUAUUAGUGUUUCAGGAACAGCACCAGGAACAAGUGGAGCAUUUGAUGGAUUUCCUAUACCAGGAUCACCUGAUGAAACUACUAGACCAAAUUCUAUAUUUGGUGGUCAUAGUAGAGGAUUAUUUUCUUCAAGAUUAUCGGAAUCACAAAGUGUAUUAUAUCAACAAUAUGCCAUUGUUGAUGAUACUGUUGGAGAUUAUGUUCCUAUUAUGGAAGAAGAUGAAGAUGAAGAAAAUGAAGAAGUUAAACAGCAGCAGAAACAGAAGCAGAAAGAAAAAGAACAAGAAUUGAGAAGAAAGCAAGAGCAAGAGCAACAACAGAAAGCUAUGGCCAAGAAUAACAAUAAUAGUAGUGGUAGUGGUGGUGGCGGUAGUGGUGGUGGGAAAUUCUUUAAUUUAUUUGGUGGUGGUGGUGGUAUUGGUGGUAAAAAUAAUAAAAAACAAGAUAAUGAUACUAAAGUUUAUAAAGCACAUUUAGGACAAAAGAAUACUUUUGUUUAUGAUGAAAAAUUAAAACGUUGGAUAGAUAAAAGUAAACCAUUAGAAGAACAAUUACAAGCUAAUCUUCCACCUCCUCCUCCACCAUCAAUGAAGAAAAAACCUAAUCCUGUUGGUAAUAAUAAUGGUAAUAAUAAUGGUAAUGGUGGUCCUCCACCACCACCACCACCUCCAAUGGUUACACCUAAUUCAACUCCAACUCCAGGAGGAAACGAUCUGUCUACAAUUGCAACAGGAGGAUUAUCAACUCCAAUUCCAGCAUCAGCUCCACCAUCAAGAAUGAGUAACAAUAGUAAACCUACACCAAUAAAUCGACCAAAGAGUAGUUUAGCUACUGUUUCUGGAUUAGAUGAUUUAUUAUCAUUAACUGAGGAUAAUAUUCCAAAUGGUAGAUUAGGAGCUAAAGGUGCUGGUGGUGGUUCAGGUACUACAGGAGGUGGAAGUAGAAGAAAUAAACCUAAACGUCGUGGAUAUGUGAAUGUUAUGGAGAAAUAG